Salvelinus fontinalis (brook trout) is the source of this 3840-nucleotide messenger RNA. Its product is annotated as regulation of nuclear pre-mRNA domain-containing protein 2-like. Lineage: Eukaryota; Metazoa; Chordata; Actinopteri; Salmoniformes; Salmonidae. Gene Ontology annotation, biological process: mRNA 3'-end processing. Gene Ontology annotation, molecular function: RNA polymerase II complex binding. The transcript is spliced from 10 exons. The coding region runs from base 188 to 3820 and encodes 1210 amino acids. The record is from RefSeq and is a predicted model, not a curated record. Gene Ontology annotation, cellular component: RNA polymerase II, holoenzyme.
CUUUCAGGUUGUAAAUAUUGGUCAAACUUGGAAGUUGCCUGGCCCUCCAACUGUUAUUAGGUCAGUUUUCCGAAUCUGACCCUAGAUCUGUAGGGGGCGUGUCUCCUUUCGCCUGUCUGUCACACUUUUGCUACCUUCAUGACUCAUUGCGGUGUCCGUGUCUGCAGUACCAGAGAGAACUGGAAAAAUGGCGGCGGGUUCUGGAGCUGUUAGCGGCCAUGGUGGCCGCGGCGCUUUGGAGGCCACCCUGGACCGCAGAUUCCAAGGAGUAUCCAACACUAUGGAGUCUAUACAGGGACUGUCGACCUGGUGCAUUGAAAAUAAAAAGUAUCACAGCCUUAUCGUUCGGUACUGGAUGAAGUGGCUCAAGAAAUCGGACACCAACCACCGUCUGAAUCUGUUCUAUCUAGCCAAUGAUGUAAUCCAGAACUGCAAGAGAAAGAACGCCAUCGUCUACCGCUCAAACUUCGCUGAGGUGCUCCCCAACGCUGCACUAAUGGUCAAAGACCCGAAGGUGCGUAAGUCAGUGGAGCGGAUCUUCACUAUUUGGGAGGAGAGGAACGUCUAUCCUGAGGAACUCAUCACCCAGCUCAAAGCCAACCUGGCCAAGAAGGAGAGGGAGAAAGAGAAGCCUCCUCCACCAGCCCCAGUCAACCCCAAAGCUGCCCUGAAGUCCAAGAUUGUGGCUGAUUUCAUACCCCAGUCGUUCAUCGAGCAGCUGGCGGGCUUCAAACGGGUGGUGGAGGAGGAGGAGCUGAGGGAGACCCAGCUGACAGCUCUCAGAGUGGACGUCUGCAGCACGGAGGCCCUCAAGAGACUCAAAGACAAGGCCGGAGGGAACAAGUUUGCCAAGGACUUUGAAGAGGGCAGUCAGAAGCUGCAGGAGUUUGUCAGUUUCCUGGAGAACCAGAUGCCUGUAGGGCCCCCUCUGCUGGAGGCUCUGGGAAACGCAGACGUCUUCUAUGAGAUGCAAUACAAGGAAGUCAAGAUCGUGGCCAGCGCCUACAAAACCUUUGCCAACCGCGUGGUCAACCUCAAACGUAAACUGGAUGCAGUCAAGUCCUCCCUUCCCGGUCCCGAAGACUCUCCCAUCCCCUCCCUCUCUGAGGACGCUCCCUCACCCACCGGCUCUGACUCCCCCUUCCUGGGGCUGGGAGGAGGCAGAGGGGGUAGGCUGGGCUUUGACCCGGACCUGGAUGGGAGUGCCAUGGACGAGAGGGACGUGGGGGUUGUGAGAGAGGGGGACAACAGAGAUGUGGAGGACAUGGAUCUGUCUGAGGAGGACAUGGAGAUAGCCAACACAGCUGAGAAGCAGUCGUCAUCAGCCACCGUUUCCAAGGUGACCAGCUCCAAGACCGCAGCGAAACCCGCCCCUGUCACACUCAUUCGAACCUCCACCGAAUCCCCUCUCAAAAAGGCAGCCUCGUCUACCCCCACGCCAGUGACCCCCAGCACCCCUACGAGUGCGGGUGUGAGUGGUCCUAGCGGGCCGACCGCUCCUCUGGGAAUGAACCUGGCCAACGUGGACCUAGGCAAGAUCAGCUCCAUACUGAGCAGUAUCACAUCAGCCAUGAAGAACACAGCAGCCAGCCCUGUGUCUCGCCCCUCCCCUGGAACUCCCACCACCCCCUCUGGCCAAUCAUCUUCCUCCAAAACCCCAGUUGGCCCCACCCCUCCUAGCCCAGCCCUGGCCAGCAUCCUGUCCAGAGUGAACGUCACCCCUGAAGGCAUCCUCAACGCCCUGUCAAAGACCCACACACAGAGUCUGUCCUCUCUGCUGAGGUCUGGUAGCUCCUCCUCCCCUGCCCCCUCCUCCCAUGCCUCCCCAGACUCCUCAGCAGCCAAGGGCCCCCCCACACCCACCACUCCGAGCAACACCAAACCCCCCCUGACCAACAGUCUCAAACGAGACACACCUGAGAGGAGCAGAGGAGCCAGGGAUUGGGUGAAAAACCGAGAGGCUUCCCCUCCUCCUCCUCCUCCCUCUCUCCCUAGCCGCUCUGUGUCUCCUCCCAGCCUAGAGUCUAAGAUCAACCGUUUCCUCCAGGGGAACCCAGGGUUCAGUCUGGGCCUGGGGGAUGGGAGCCCUCUGCUGGGGGGAGAUGGGGUAGACGGGACCCCUGUCAGGGAUGAGAGCGGGGGCACCCCCACCCAGGACGAAAUCAUGGACACACCAGGGGGUGUCUCCUCCGACCCCCUUGGCCUCAACAGUGACCCCAAGAGCUUAGGCUCAUCCAUAGGUCAUGAUCUUUCACCCACGGCCUACCGCAGUGACCCUUGGGACGCCGUCAUCACCCCAACAGGAAGCAGCAGCGACGUGGACUUCCUCUCUUCCUCUUCUCGUUUCCAAGGCUACGGAGCGGGGAAGAAGGCCGCCAAGCUGAAGGAGGAAGAUUCGAAGAGGAAGAUUAGCUCUUCAUCACUGGGAAGCAGCAAGGUCAAGAAGGAUGGACAGAACAGUCACGGGAAGAGUCACGGGAACGACAGAUCAGUCGAAGGAGAGAGGAGAGCGUCCAUAGGUUCUCGCAAGACCAGCAGUGGGUCAGAGGAGGGAGGAAUGUGUGGAACGAGGGAUGAAAAGGGAAAGAGGGGAGGAGAGGAUGGUGGGGGCUCAUCUGACGGGGAGGGGGGGCAGUACCACCGUAUCGAGACUCUGGUGUCGCCUUGCACAGAGGGAGCACCUUUCCAAUCACUGGGGGGCUUCUCAAACCGCCAGCCAACUGGAGAGCGCAUCCAGACGGUGGAAAGUAUACGCGUGAUUGGCCAAGGGCUGCGUCGCGGUGGUGGAGGAGAAGGGGGGAGGCCAGGCGGAGGGAUGUGGUACGAUGAGGAAGGGUACCUGGAUGCCCAGCCCCCCUCACCUUCCCCUCAGGGCGGCUCUGACGACAUGACUUCACCCACCAUGCCUCCCCCGACCUCACACCACCACCUUCCUCCUCAUCCUCAUUCUAAUCACCCUCAUCCGCACGGCCCCCCACCCCAGUUUCAGAUGCCCCCCUACCAUGGGGAGAACCCCCAGGGUCCCCUCCCCUCACACCUCCACCAUCACCCCCCUCCUCCCUUCUUCAACUCCCCUCCUCCACCCAUCCCACGCCCUCCACCCCCUCCCAUGCCCCAGCUCCCUCCACCCCCGCGCAACUUCCUUCCCCCCUCGGCAGUCAUGGUAGGCGGGGUUCUAGUCCCCAUUGACCGCCAACUGCCCCUCCCUCCCCAGGUCCGCCCAGACGGAGGAGGAGACCGAGGGGGGAUGGGAGGGGGACCCAGGGGGGGUAAAGGUGGCCCCACUCCCCUCAUGUCCUCUCUGUUAGGGGAGCCCCCUAAAAUGCCUCGUCCCGGCACAGUUAAAGAGCAUUUCGCUCCCCGCCACGCACCCCCUCUCCACCGCCCCGGCACCCCCGGUGCCCCGCCUCCCUUAUUGGGCCGUGUCAAGGAUGGCAUCAACCUUCCUCCUCCAUCCCCCUCUCCCUCCUCCUCCACCCCUCCCUCUCCCUCAGGCGACCCUCUGCUUCCUCGCCCCCAAGCUCCUCCGCUCCAGCACCCUCCAGCUAGCCCGCCUGCUCAGCCCCGACACCCCAACCCCAACCAUCCCCACCGUCCCUCGCCCCCCCUCCUUCGCCUACCCUCCCCCAACCCCCGCCCCCCCAUCAACUCCAUCCCCCAGAGACCUCUACUCCACCCUCGCGGCCACCCUGUCCAUCCGCACCUAAACCGAGAGCCACCCAUGUUCCGCGGGGGCAAGCGUCCUGGCCCUCCAUUCGGCGGGGGCCGAGGAGGUCCCUUCUACCCCCCCAAGAGACCUUUCUUACCCCCACGCUAUUGAAAUGUUAACCCAUGCUGAAU